AUGGAGCUAUCAUGUUCGCCGCCGCUCUCAGUCAACUCCUCGUUGAAUUCCGGCCCGUACCGCCGUGUAUCUGUACCUACAUCCCACCGCCGCUGCCACGUGGCCCUUACAUUUCCCCCGAAUUGGCCUUCCUCGUCUUCCUACACCGCGAAUCCUGUAAAUGCUUGCAGCACCAGCAGCUCGUCGUCCUACUUGGGGAUUUCCCUCCCCCGCCCCCGAUUGCGGCACAGCUCAGCGCCGGUGAAGAAAUACAGACGCUCGUUGGUCGUGGUUGCUGGAAUAUUCGAGCGGUUCACGGAGCGUGCGAUCAAGGCGGUGAUGUUUUCCCAGAGAGAGGCCAAGGCUCUAGGCAAGGAUAUGGUGUACACGCAGCACCUGCUCCUGGGCCUUAUAGCGGAGGAUCGUGCCCCAAACGGGUUCCUGGGAUCGGGCAUCACCAUUGAUGUGGCGCGAGAAGCUGUUCAGAGUUUGUGGCAAGGAGACUAUCGGAAUAGCGGGAGUCAAUCCGAGAUUUCGGCCACGGAUGUGCCGUUUUCUGCUGGUGCGAAGCGUGUUUUCGAGGCGGCUGUUGAGUACUCAAAGACGAUGGGGAAUAAUUUCAUAGCCCCAGAGCACAUUGCUAUGGGGCUGUUCACGGUUGAUGAUGGCAGCGUAAAUCGUGUGUUGAAGAGAUUAGGAGUAAAUGUGAAUCAUUUGGCCGCUGAAGCAGUCUCCAGACUUCAAGGUGAGCUUGCCAAAGAAGGAAAAGAGCCAUCUUCCCCUGCAUUCAGGAAGUCACGAGAUAAAAUAUUACCCGAGAAAGCUACUCAUGCUAAAUCCCUCGAAAUGGCAAGAGAAAAAAAGGCUCUUGACCGUUUCUGUGAGGAUCUCACUGCCCGUGCUAGCAAUGGAUCGAUUGAUCCUGUAAUUGGUCGAGAGACUGAAGUACAGAGGAUCAUUCAAAUUCUUUGCCGAAGAACCAAGAGUAAUCCAAUUCUUCUUGGUGAAGCUGGAGUUGGGAAGACGGCAAUUGCAGAAGGACUGGCUAUAAAUAUUGCUGAUGGAAAUGUUCCUUCAUUUCUUACGAAAAAGCGCAUAUUGUCCUUGGAUAUAGGUCUACUAAUAGCAGGGGCAAAGGAGAGGGGUGAGUUGGAGGCACGUGUUACUUCGUUGAUAAAGGAGAUUAAGAAGUCAGGAAAUAUAAUCCUCUUUAUUGAUGAGGUCCACACACUUAUUGGUUCUGGCGUAGUAGGAAAAGGAAACAAGGGAUCUGGUCUGGACAUAGCCAAUAUAUUGAAGCCACCCCUUGGACGUGGUGAAUUGCAGUGUAUUGCGUCGACAACAAUGGACGAAUUCAGAUUGCAUCUUGAGAAGGAUAAAGCUUUGGCUCGAAGAUUUCAGCCUGUCUUGAUCGAUGAACCAAGUGAGGAAGAUGCAGUUCAGAUACUGUUGGGCUUGCGAGAGAAGUAUGAAUAUCAUCACAAAUGUGCAUACACUAUGGAGGCCAUAAAUGCUGCGGUGUAUCUAUCAUCAAAAUAUAUCUCAGAUAGAUAUCUUCCCGAUAAAGCUAUUGAUCUUAUCGAUGAGGCAGGAAGUAGAACUCGUAUGGAGGCAUCUAAAUUGAGAAAGAAAGAGCAAACUUCAAUACUUUCUAAGUCACCUAGCGAUUACUGGAAGGAAAUCAGAGCUGUUCAGGGCAUGCAUGAAGCAAUGCCACUGGCGUCAGAACUGACUGAGAAGGAUAACAUUUCAAAAGGGGAGGAGGAUGAAAUCGUCAAUCAAAAUCUUUCUGGGGCACGCUUAUUGUCAGAAGAUGAAAUCUCGGUGAUUGGCCCUGAGGAUAUAGCUGCUGUUGCUUCACUCUGGUCAGGAAUCCCAGUUAAGAAGCUAACAGCUGAUGAGAGAAUGCUUCUGGUGGGUCUUGACGAGCAGCUAAAGAGACGAGUAAUUGGCCAAGAUGAGGCUGUUGCUGCAAUAAGUCGGGCUGUCAAGCGAUCUCGUGUUGGCUUGAAAGACCCGAACAGACCAAUUGCUUCCAUGAUCUUCUGUGGUCCCACUGGUGUUGGGAAAACUGAACUUGCCAAAGCUUUGGCCGCAACUUAUUUCGGUUCUGAGUCUGCUAUGCUAAGAUUGGACAUGAGUGAAUAUAUGGAGCGUCAUACUGUAAGCAAGUUAAUUGGAUCUCCCCCAGGUUAUGUAGGCUAUGGGGAAGGAGGUAUUCUUACGGAAGCUAUAAGAAAACGGCCUUUCACCAUUGUGUUGUUAGAUGAGAUUGAGAAAGCUCACCCAGAUAUAUUCAACAUCCUCUUGCAGUUAUUUGAAGAUGGUCACUUGACAGAUUCUCAGGGUCGGAGAGUGUCAUUCAAGAAUGCACUAGUAGUAAUGACUUCCAAUGUGUGGUCCGCUGGCAUCGCGAAGCGUAGAGGAAAUAUCUUCGGUUUUUUUCCCAAUAGGGAUACCGAUAGCGAUGAAGAUGAAUCGAAUUCUUAUUCUAGGAUGAAAGCUCGGGUGAUGGAAAAGUUGAAGCGUUACUUCCGGCCAGAGUUACUCAACAGGAUUGACGAAGUAGUUGUGUUCCGUCCUCUCGAGAAACCUCAGAUGCUCGAGAUAUUGGAUAUAAUGCUGCGUGAGGUGAAAGAACGUCUCAACUCUUUGGGGAUCGGACUUGAGGUGUCUGAGGCAAUCAAGAACUUGAUUUGCAAGCGAGGUUACGACCGAAGUUAUGGUGCCCGGCCUCUCAGGCAAGCAGUCACACAAAUUAUUGAAGAUCGCGUAAGUGAAUCUCUACUUUCUGGGGAUUACAAGCCUGGUGACAUUGCUUUUAUUUAUCUGGAUGAUUCUGGAAAUCCGGUCGUUAUAAAUAAGUCAAACCAAGGUUUCCAAUUGUCAGAUACGAGUUCUGAACUACAGGGGCUCAACCCAACACAGUGA
Messenger RNA from Striga hermonthica, 2910 nucleotides. Lineage: Eukaryota; Viridiplantae; Streptophyta; Magnoliopsida; Lamiales; Orobanchaceae. The record is from the annotation of a GenBank genome assembly.